Triticum turgidum subsp. durum (durum wheat) is the source of this 471-nucleotide messenger RNA. The record is from the annotation of a GenBank genome assembly. NCBI's taxonomy places the organism in Eukaryota, Viridiplantae, Streptophyta, Magnoliopsida, Poales, Poaceae.
AUGGGCGGGGCCGCGUGCCUUGCCGGCGCCGCGUACGCCGCCGUCGUCUGCCAGCUGGCCUGCGUGGUCUCCCUCCUCGAGGACGCCUGGCUUCUCACCGCCAUACGCAGGAGCCGCGCGCUCCUCGCCGGCAAGUUCUGGCCGGCGGCGGCCAUCUUCCUCACGCUCGACGCCUGCAUCGUGGCUCUGCUAAUGGCCUACACGGUUCUGGUGGUGGCGGUGCGCGACGCGCUGGGGCUGCGUCUCGCUUUCCUGCUGGCUGCGGGAGUUGGGAUGACAGUCGCUCUGUGGGCGGUGCUCGUCGUCACGCUGGUGGCGCAGCCGGUGGUGUACCUCGUCUGCAAGAACCACCACCACGAGGUCGUUGACAACGUCCACCUCAACUACGUCGGAGAGUACGAGCGGCUCGCCGUCGACGGCGACAAUGGCGUGGAGCUGCAGCCGGCGCCGCAGGUCACUACAACUGCCUAG